GGUCUUAUGGGAACUUUAAACCCGGCCCAUAAAUGCGCCGUGAACCCACCCGAUGAGCCGAACGUGUUCGCUUCUCCCCUCUCACGAGAAUCAGGGGCCUUUACUGUCAAAAGCUCUUUGCUUUUUCUCCGGUUCAGAUGGUCAUUUACAGAGGUCUUCGAGUAGUCGACCGUCUUCCUCGUCGCUUUGUCACCGGAAAGAUCCCACAUAUUUCUGCUGGUAAAAGUUAUAUCACGGGAAAUUGCUGCAUAAGUAAUGCCCUACUUAAUUCCAAUUCUCGACAUGAAUACAGGUCAGCAAGAGAGUGUUACCAAGUACUCGGUUUGAGUGGGAAUUCAGCUAGAUUGCUGAGAGAUGAGCUUUGUCCCAGGAUGCGGGAACAUUUUUGUACAGCAGCAGAAAAUAAGGACACAGACAAAGCAGUUCAGCAAGAACAAAAAAUUUCUGUGACAUUUGUAGAUAAGGAUGGAGAAGAACAGCAGAUAAAGGUCCCCAUUGGGAUGUCUAUCUUGGAAGCGGCACAUGAAAAUGACAUUGAUCUCGAAGGAGCUUGUGAAGGAUCACUUGCAUGUUCCACUUGUCAUGUAAUUGUUAUGGUAGGAUAUGGAGUACUACAACAAAUUAGAAGAUCCAGCUGAUGAGGAAUAUGACAUGUUGGACCUUGCUUUUGGGCUCACAGAGACGUCUCGCCUUGGGUGUCAAAUAAUCGCAAAACCUGAACUGGAUGGGAUUCGGUUAGCUAUACCAGCAGCAACCAGAAAUUUUGCUGUUGAUGGAUUCAAGCCAAAACCACACUAGUCCAUGAAUUCAUGAGUCAUGAUAGAUGAGAGACAAAUAUUAAUAAUUGAUGUAAUAUUUUAACUUCAUGAAACUUGAUUUUUAUCUUAAUGGCAUAGUGAGUUAUUUUGCCAGUUUUGCUUGUAUUUACAGCUUAGUAAUUCAAGUUUUCAAGUUGUUCUAUAAACAAUCGAAUAAGAGGUGAACUAAUUUUGAUUGGUAUUUGGCAAUGGCA
Molecule: messenger RNA, 1012 nt
Organism: Cuscuta epithymum
Lineage: Eukaryota; Viridiplantae; Streptophyta; Magnoliopsida; Solanales; Convolvulaceae
Source: the annotation of a GenBank genome assembly